CCAAAGCCCAGGUGUCAGAGACGUUCCGGGUUGUGGAGGUUGGCUUAGAGCAGGUGGGCGUACCGAACACGCCUAGGACAUGAACGCCUCUUCAGAAAACGCACAUUUCGAGGGCAGUAACGCCAGACCCUUUUUUUAUGUGCACGCCAUGGGCCAGCAGCCUUACCUGAGUCCGUGGUGCCAGAGUCCCACCUAUAAUCCAUUCUCUGUUCCUGGGGCAGGUUUCAGAAAUGGAAGUCUGUAUUUUCCAUAUUCAGUGGUACUCAGUGAGUAUCCUGGCUUCCUUGUUCCUCAGUCACCAUUGCCCAUUACACUUAACCGACGACCUAUGUUUUAUAACAUGGCACAGUUCCAGCACUCUAGUGGCUAUGGAAAGAAAAUGAAAACGAGAGAGACUCAGACUGAACCUCAGCAGGCUGAGAACAUGACUCAGAAACAAGACACCCACUCAGAAGGUGAUAUGGUGACCAGUAUCCCUACUUCUAAUAUUGACAUAGAAAUGGACGACAUUCCUGAAGAAACAGAUGGUGUUUUGUCUUCUGUUGCCCAGAAGAGGGAGCUACAUGGUAAGAGCCCUUCUAAUAACCGCCUGCAUAGGACAUCACCUCAUGGAAGCAAUGCAUGUGAGAAAGAGAAAAUGAGGCUAGAACAGAGCAAAGGAUCCCCUGUAACACAGUUCUGGAAGACUUUGAAGGAAACUAUGCGUUUGUAUGACCUAGCUUAUGGUAAAGCCAUGCCAGAGAAGAUGGUGCAGCACAAUAGGAUUUCACAGAGUUCUUGGGAAAGUAGAACUUUCCCUCAUGAGGGUACAGAGGGCAUUACAUGUAAAGAUGAAGAAAGCACUGUCUGGUUGGAGCAGUGUCAUGAUGUAAGACAUGAUGAUGUGGUAAAGUUGGGCUCCACCAUGAAUAUGAACUUGGGUAAAGAAAAAAACUAUGCAACCACUCCCCAAUCUCCAGAUGAAGCAAAAGACAGAGAUAGAAUCCAGGAUACCCUGAACUCAAAUCUGUGCCCAUCUUCUGGAGAUGGCUACAAGCUCCAGCAGGAAAGGUCACUCUGUUCCAGCAAUAAAGCCAUUGAGGACCUGAGCCUACAGUCCAAAUCCCAGAGUCCCCUUAGCAUUGGGGAAAGCAUGCCUGACAAUGGUAGUGGGGGCCAUGGCUUCCCUGUGAAUGUGGAUGAAGUUGACAUGAUACAGAGCAACAGCUCUCCUGAGAAUUAUGUUCCUCCCCCUAUCUUGCUGGCCCAGUUCAACCAGGCUGAUGGAGGCAUUCAGUGUGAUACGAGCCAAUGGCAAGAUGAAGAGCACAAUAAAUCUCCCAAGUCUUCACCAGAAAGCAGAAAGGCAACACAAGAAAAGUCAGUCAGGUGUGGGAAAUCGGAUGAAGUGGUGGAGAGGGACAGCUACCCAAAGUAUGUCCCUAGCCCUGCUAGGUUGGCCCAGAUGUACAGCAAAGGGAUGGAUGAAGGGAUUCAGUGUGAUAUGAUCUGGUUGCAGGAUGCAGAGUUGGAGAAAUCCCCUGAGCAAAUGCCUUACAAAGAUGAAGAGUCAUCACCAGACUGCAGAACUAAAGGAUCACAGAGAAAGUCAAUCAGGAAUAGGAAAUUGAACACAGAUGAAGAAGAAGUAACCAUGAAUGAUGAGAUUGAGGAAGAGUAUCAUGAGAACUUCAAAAAGUGUGCCAAGAUUAAAAAGACUGUGAAAGACAGGAAGCAGAAAACCCUGAACAACUCCUCAAGUGAUAACAGAGUGUAUUUAUUGAAGAAAAAUGCUACCUUGAACACUGUACUUCCCGAGGAUUUAGAAGACUGUGAAUUGGAAGAGGAAGUUGAAGAUGAAAUGUAUGUGGUGGAAUGCCUCUUUGAAGAGGUUAGUCCACCAGACCCUGUGAAUUCCUUGAAAGGAAGGAUUUUUUGCAAGGCCAGCAGGAUAAUCAGGAUGCCACCUGAGUGGUCUCUCCCUCCUCAACUUAUCGUCUGGCCCACCAGAAAUAAGGACCGGUUAAAGCAUGUUGAAUAUGAGAGCAUCCCUAUGGUGUAUGAGGUGACAGGACAGGAUGGCAGGAUCCAAAGGGAACGUAUGAUGGCCAUGCAGAAGGGACUGGAGUCUAAGACAGCCUCUCACAAGUCAUGGGAAUGUAACUGUGAGAGAAGGAAAACCAAAGUACCUUACAAAGUUUCAAACAGAUUUGAUGCAGAUGCUGUAAAGUUGAGGAAACAGCCAGCAGGCACAGAGGAAAGAAAUUUCUGAGUUCCAGCUACAUAGAAGAGCUAAUUACAUCACCACGACAGUUUAGAACCUGAUUAUCCCUUGAUUUGAGCUAAUAAAGCUAUUAUAACUAGAAGCAAGAAAAUGUGAUAUUGUAAAGCCUUCAGAAUUAAAAGGUAUAAAAUAGCAAAUAAAUUGAAUUGCUUA
Molecule: messenger RNA, 2416 nt
Organism: Panthera uncia (snow leopard)
Lineage: Eukaryota; Metazoa; Chordata; Mammalia; Carnivora; Felidae
Exons: 5
Coding region: 80-2251 (723 amino acids)
Source: RefSeq, a predicted model, not a curated record